AUGUCUACAAGCUGGGGAAGAAUCAAUCCAAUCGCGGGCCUUGAGGACAGGUUGUUUCUUGGGACCCUCGAUGCCGCCAUUUCUCCCCGGACGCUGUCUGACCGGCGCAUUACGCACAUAGUAUCGCUCGGCAAAGAGCCCAUUCCAGCAGACAACCCCGCGUCCGGUAUUCAGCAUCUGCGCAUCCCCAUUGAAGACGUCGACUACGCGGACCUAUUGAUCAACCUGCCGGCGGCUUGCCAGUUCAUACAUAAUGCCCUAAGCCAUAGGGGCGUUGUACUGGUGCAUUGCGUGCAAGGCCUUUCGCGCAGCGCGGCAGUCAUCGCUGCAUACCUUAUGUAUUCAAGGCGAAUUUGCCCCACUGAUGCGAUUGCAGAGAUCAGAAAGACGCGUGAGCAAGUAUGGAUCAAUCCUGGAUUUAUGGAACAACUCGUGCUCUUCGAACUCUGUCGAUACGCGCCAUCGCCCCAAGAGGGCAUAUACGUGAAAUGGCGACAACGGAUUCAACGCACCCUUCAGAACACUUCGUCCUAG
Messenger RNA from Fomitopsis serialis, 534 nucleotides. RefSeq names its product phosphatases II. Gene Ontology annotation, cellular component: nucleus. The transcript has 5 exons. Gene Ontology annotation, molecular function: protein tyrosine/serine/threonine phosphatase activity. Bases 1 to 534 code for a protein of 177 amino acids. Lineage: Eukaryota; Fungi; Basidiomycota; Agaricomycetes; Polyporales; Fomitopsidaceae. The record is from RefSeq and is a predicted model, not a curated record. Gene Ontology annotation, biological process: protein dephosphorylation.